AGGGCAGGAAGUGUUUGAGGAAGUGGCGCUGGGCUGGCUGCGUGGGGACCCUAAGUUUUCAUGUCCUCUGUGGGUGUCGCUGGCGGCCCCGCGGCCCCUGGGGCAGAGUUAGCAGGGAGGGCAUCGAUAUGAGCUGGUCACCGUCCCUCCCCACCCAGACCUGUGGGGCCUGGGAAAUGAAGGAACGCCUCGGGACCGGGGGAUUUGGAAACGUCAUCCGAUGGCAUAAUCAGGCGACAGGCGAACAGAUUGCCAUCAAGCAGUGCCGACAGGAACUCAGCCCGAAGAACAGGGAUCGAUGGUGCCUAGAGAUCCAGAUCAUGAGAAGGCUGAACCAUCCCAAUGUGGUGGCCGCGCGGGAUGUCCCAGAGGGGAUGCAGAACUUGGCACCCAAUGACUUGCCUCUGCUGGCCAUGGAGUACUGCCAAGGAGGAGAUCUCCGAAGAUACUUGAACCAGUUCGAAAACUGCUGUGGCCUGCGGGAAGGAGCCAUCCUUACCCUGCUGAGUGACAUUGCCUCGGCUCUUCGAUACCUUCACGACAACAGAAUCAUCCAUCGAGAUCUGAAGCCAGAAAAUAUCGUUCUGCAGCAAGGAGAGCAACGAUUAAUACACAAGAUUAUUGAUCUAGGAUAUGCCAAGGAACUGGAUCAGGGCAGUCUGUGCACUUCCUUUGUGGGGACCCUGCAAUACCUGGCUCCAGAACUGCUGGAGCAGCAGAAGUACACCGUGACUGUGGACUACUGGAGCUUCGGCACCCUGGCCUUUGAGUGCAUUACUGGCUUCCGGCCCUUUCUGCCUAACUGGCAGCCUGUGCAGUGGCACUCCAAAGUCCGGCAGAAGAGCGAAGUGGACAUUGUUGUCAGUGAAGAUCUGAACGGGACAGUCAAGUUCUCCAGCUCUUUACCCUUCCCCAACAAUCUUAACAGUGUCCUAACUGAACGUCUGGAGAAGUGGCUGCAGCUCAUGCUUAUGUGGCACCCUCGACAAAGGGGCACGGACCCCCAGUACGGCCCCAAUGGCUGUUUCCAAGCCCUCGAUGACAUCUUGAACUUGAAGCUGGUUCAUAUCUUGAACAUGGUCACAGGCACCGUGCACACAUACCCUGUGACUGAGGACGAGAGUCUACAGAGUUUAAAAACCAGAAUACGGGAAGACACGGGAAUCCUGGAGGAAGACCAGGAGCUGCUGCAGGAGGCGGGGCUGGUGCUGCUCCCCGACAAGCCUGCUACUCAGUGCAUCUCAGACAGCAAGCCGAAUGAGGGCCUCACGUCGGACAUGGACCUUGUUUUUCUCUUUGACAACAGUAAAAUCACCUAUGAGACUCAGAUCACUCCCCGACCCCAACCGGAAAGCGUCAGCUGUAUCCUUCAGGAGCCCAAGCGGAACCUCUCUUUCUUCCAGCUGAGGAAAGUGUGGGGCCAGGUCUGGCACAGCAUCCAGACGCUGAAGGAAGACUGUAACCGACUCCAGCAGGGACAGCGAGCGGCCAUGAUGAACCUCCUUCGGAACAACAGCUGCCUUUCCAAGAUGAAGAACGCCAUGGCCUCCAUGGCGCAGCAGCUCAAGGCCAAGUUGGAUUUCUUUAAAACCAGCAUCCAGAUCGACCUGGAGAAGUACAGAGAGCAGACUGAGUUUGGGAUCACAUCAGAAAAACUGCUGCUGGCCUGGAAGGAAAUGGAACAGGCUGUGGAGCUGUGUGGGCGGGAUGAUGACGUGAAGCAUCUGGUAGAGAAGAUGAUGGCCCUGCAGACUGAUAUUGUGGACUUACAGAGGAGCCCGAUGGGUCGGAAGCAGGGGGGCACUCUGGAUGACCUAGAGGAACAGGCGAGGGAACUCUACCGAAGACUGAGGGAGAAGCCAAGAGACCAGAGGACAGACGGUGACAGUCAGGAGAUGGUCCGGCUGCUGCUUCAGGCGAUCCAAAGCUUCGAGAAGAAAGUGCGGGUGAUUUACACACAGCUCAGUAAAACCGUGGUCUGUAAGCAGAAGGCACUGGAGUUGCUGCCCAAGGUCGAAGAGGUGGUGAGCCUUAUGAAUGAUGACGAGAAGACUGUAGUCCGGCUGCAGGAGAAGCGGCAGAAGGAGCUCUGGAACCUCCUGAAGAUCGCCUGUAGCAAAGUUCGAGGUCCAGUCAGUGGAAGCCCAGAUAGCAUGAAUGUGUCUCGGCUUAGUCACCCUGGUCAGCUGAUGUCCCAGUCGUCCAGUGCCUGUGACAGCUUACCUGACUCAGCCAAGAAAAGUGAGGAGCUGGUGGCUGAAGCCCACGCCCUUUGCACCCGGCUAGAAAGUACGCUGCAGGACACCGUGAAGGAGCAAGACCACAGCUUCACGACUCUAGACUGGAGCUGGUUACAGAUGGAGGAUGAAGAAAGGGGUAGCCUGUGACUGAGGUUUCCACGGACUGGCCCCAUGGCUCUGGAUGUGAUGAUGGUCUGGUGUCUCCAGCACCCAGAUGGAAAUCGCACUCUCCCAGCGGCUGUGAUGUUUGCCCUCAGCAGCCUACUGCUGGCCCCGUCUACACACCGGACCUCCUCUACCCCAGAAGCACAGGAAGUGCCAGUUACAGGCAUUCACAGCGGCAAAGCUUCCUCGCUGCUUCCUCUGCUAUAAGAAGAAAGCUCUGAGUAGUUUGCCACACACGGCAUAUGGCAAAUGUCCAUCUUGAGUGUUUCCAGACAGCAGCCAACUUGUCCCCUUUGGACCACUGAUGGGAGGGAGACCUGCCCUGCCCAUCCUUCCUCGCCUUACAGCUCGGGCUUCAUCUGGAUCCAGCCUCUCUUGGACUCGUAAUCCUAAAUUUGAUGGUCCUGACUUUCUUCUUUUCACCUCACUGCUGGUAAAUAUUCUUUCUGCUUCCUGUGCUGGUCGCUGUGGCAAAUGACCUUUGACUGAGUUGUGGUGAUGCCAAGCUCCCUGCUCUCCUGGUCCUUUAAGCCACAGAGUGAGCCACUUACAGAGCCUGGCAGAACAGAAAGGCAGCUGCCCUCUCCUGACUCCCAAAGAUUACCUGGCAUCAAUUGUCAUGGAGACGAAAGGAAGAUGAAGGGCUUCUGCCAUCUACUGCUCUGCGGAACACUCUACCACUCCUCCGUACCUGUCAGGAGUGUGCAUGCACAAGUGUGCGUGUGUGUAGGAUGGGAUGUUGCUGCCUCUUACGUUACCUAGCAGCAUUAUUAAAAUGGUGUAUUUUAUAAAUAGUUUCUAUAUUUUUGUAACAUUACUCAGAUAUAUAUAUGUUCUAGUCUCAAAUGUGUUUUCCUACAAUAUACCAUCACUAGUUCUUUUGAGCUCAAAAUUCAACACCAUAGAAAAUUUUGUAAAAUUAAAUAGCGUAUAUCUAGAUGGUGAGCCAUUUCAACAAAACUUGUGUGUGUGUGUGUGUGUGUGUGUGUGUGUGUGUGUGCGCACACGCGCGCGUGCGCACGCGCUUGUGUAUGUGCACAUGUGCGUGUAUAUAUAAAAGCAAAACAGUCUCAGGUUAUCAUAAACAGGUAUAUUUGGUUAGAGAAUAAACAAAGUUGGAACAGAGGAAGUCCAAAUGGCCACCACAGAGACAGCAUGAAGCACCAAUGGUCACGUGUUCAGAAGGGGCUUCACAUUUUAAUUGCUUCUUAGAGAAUCAUGCUGUCCACUCGUAAACUAUCUGAAAACUUAUAAUAAAGACACUGGCUUUAGCUAACGUAAACGCAUCCGUGAGUAAUGUCAUUUGACCACAGAGCCCCACCCCUCAUGUGCGCUCAGUGUUUACUAACAUCCAGAAGUACUGGAGUCAAAGCAUGCUUUUAGAAACCCUGGAAAGGGCGCAGUGGGAAUAAGACCAGAAAGGAUGGAAGGAGAUCAGCUUGGGAGGGGAAUGAAUGUUGGGCUAAGAGCUGUGGUUUAAUAAGCAAUUAAGAGUCACAGGAAAACUUUAUAUAAGAAAAUGACAUUAACCCAAAGCAAUGAUUUGGAAAGUUUGUCACCAGACCAUCAUAAUUUAUGACGAAGUUAAAUUCAAGGGUUACUUCUGUUUCCCCAAAAGACCAAUGUCUUAGUUUGUGUUUCUAUUGCUGCGAUGAAACUCUGACCAAAAAGCAAGUGGGUGAGGAAAGAAAUUAUUGGGCUUAUACUUCUACCUCACAGUUCAUCAUCAAAGGAAGUCAGGACAGGAAUGUGAAGGCAGGAGCUGAUGCAGAGGCCGUGGAGGGGUUGCUGCUUACUGGCUUGCUCCUCAUGGCUUGCUCAACCUGCUUUCUUAUAGAACCCAGGACCACCAGCCCAAGGGUAGUAACACCCACAAUGCUGUCUCCUCAUGCCUUAGAUGCCUUUCUCCGCCCAGCUAUUUCACUUCCUUCCUAGUGCUGGGAUUAAAGGCUUAUGUGCUUCCCAAUUACUGGUAGCAAAGGCAUGAGAUCUCAGGUGCUGGGAUUAAAGGUGUGUGCCACCACUGCCUGGCUCUGUUUCUCUCCUAGACUGAAUCAGUUUCAUGUCGUCCAGGGUGGCUUUGGACUCACAGAGAUCCAAACGGAUCUCUGCCUCCCAAGUGCUAGGAUUAAAGGUGUGUGCCACCACUGCCUGGCUUCUAUGUUUAAUCUAGUGGCUGGCUCUGUCCUCUGAUCUUCAGGCAAGCUUUAUUUGAUACACAAUAUAUCACCACCAGUAGGGCAAAUGUCCAAUCCUGUGGCUCCGUGUCUGUUAUUGGGGUUUUGGAUUUCUAAGGGCUUAGAUGGCUUGGCCCCUCCAACUUUGCUUUCUGUAAUAGACUUUGCUCACAUGGAUUUGUUCCACUCUGUAUGUAUGCAGCUCUUGUUGGCAAGUAUCUCAUGGCUCUGGAAUCUCCAACACAACCCAGACUUCUCCUUUCCAACUUUAUGCAAUGUCCCUGCAGACACUGACCCUGCUACACAUUGUCUUGCCUCAGCGGCUUUCUGAAACCAGGGAGAAACAAUCUGUGAUCCCCUCAACUUGCAUCUUCUUGGUCUCCAAAACCAUUAACACAUGCACACCUCCAAAUUGGCUGCCUCCUUGGACCACAGUUGCAGCAGUUUUUGUAUGCCCUUGCCUCCCAAGUGCUGGAAUUAGUCAUGCCUCCAUGCCUGGCUGGUUUUUGUUUCUUAAUCAAAGACAUGCGGUGGAAAAAUGAGAGCCUUUCCACUCCAAGAAGAAUCAAAUUAGACGCCCGUCUCUGACCUUGUGCAGAGAAGAAUUCAAGAUGGAUGAAAGACAUUGAUUUAAACCUGAACUGUUGGAACUCCUGGAUGAAAAUGUAGGGAACACUCUUUAAGAUACUGGGGUGGGCAAGAACUUUCUGAACAGAACUUUAAUAGCGUAGGAACUAGACCCAGGUGUCAACAGAUGGGACGACAUGAAAUUAAAAUGUUUUGACAUGGCAAGAAAAACUAUCAGCCAAGCCUACAGCCUACAGAAGGGAGAAAAUCUUUACCAGUUAUACUUCAGAUGAGGAAGUGAUAUCCAGAAUUUACAAAGAAACCAAAUACCAAGGAAAUAAAACUGUCAUUCAAGAAAUGGUCUAAUGAACUGAAUCAACAGGUUUUUAAAAACUACAAAGCGCCGGACAGUGGUGGCACACGCCUUUAAUCCCCAGCACUUGGGAGGCAGAGCCAGGUGGAUCUCUUUGAGUUCGAGGCCAGCCUGGGCUACAGAGUGAGUUCCAGGAAAGAUGCAAAGCUACACAGAGAAACCCUGUCUUGAAAAAAAGGGGGGGGGGGGACAAAACCUUUUUUUUUUUUUUUUUUUUUGGUUUUUUGGAGACAGCGUUUUCUGUGUAAAGCCCUGGCUGUCCUGAAACUCAUUCUGCAAAACAGGCUGCCCUUGAAUUUACAGAGAUAAUCCCAGCACUCAGAAGGCAGAGGCAGGCAGAUCUCUGUGAGUUUGAGGCCAGCCUGGUCACAGUGAGUUUUAGGACAGCCAGAGCUAUGCAGAGAAACUCUGUCUCAAAACAAACAAAAAAGUACAAAGCCAAUAAAUAUUCUUGAAAGUG
This is a messenger RNA of Peromyscus californicus insignis, 5982 nucleotides long. It is a transcript of the gene Ikbkb, whose product is annotated as inhibitor of nuclear factor kappa B kinase subunit beta. The transcript is spliced from 22 exons. Lineage: Eukaryota; Metazoa; Chordata; Mammalia; Rodentia; Cricetidae. The record is from RefSeq and is a predicted model, not a curated record. Gene Ontology annotation, cellular component: IkappaB kinase complex; cytoplasm. Gene Ontology annotation, biological process: positive regulation of transcription by RNA polymerase II; tumor necrosis factor-mediated signaling pathway; peptidyl-serine phosphorylation. Bases 129 to 2387 code for a protein of 752 amino acids. Gene Ontology annotation, molecular function: ATP binding; IkappaB kinase activity.